UUGAAGUUUGUCGACUAUAUAAAUUCUGAAUUUUUUGAAAUGGAUGUAUUGUGAAGUAUAUUUGACUUGGUUAUCAAUCUUUAUAAAUUAAAAAUUUUUGACGCGCAAAUUCAUAUUCGUUAAGAUGGGUCCAAAAUUUAGAACAUCGAUCAUUCGAUCGAUGUUUCUGUUUAGUUGCUUGUCAUUACUAUUUGCUAACGUUAAAUCGGUACCGACUCCAAUAAAACAAGUAAGAAGUUUAGUAAGUGUAAUAAACGAUAUUACCACACUAUUUACCGGUAUGGAUAGUCUUAUUAAGUUGAUACAAAAUGACGAUAGCAAUGAAGUGUUUCAAAAAAAAGUAACGGAUCAACUUGACAACAUCUAUAAAGCGUGUUUGAAGAUAGAUGACGUUAAAAAGCAAGUUCAAAGUGUGAACUAUGCUGUAAGCACAGGUGCCACCCAAGUUAUUUCGGAAAUAAAUUUGGAAAUUGAUAUGAGUUACAUGUUAGAAAUUGAUGGCAAAUUGAAUAUAAUUGGGAAUCUUUAUGAAAAUGAUUUUAAUGAUAUCUAUCAAGGAAUGAAAAACUUCGGUAAUGAAACGAUCGAUAAUUAUGUUUCUGCCAUGCUUGAUAAUAACGACUUGAAAGUUUUAUUAAUAGACAUUUUGAAAGCUACUAAGUUAACUGAAGCAGAGGAUCCUUCUGCCUUUGCAAGAAAGAAUAUUUUUGCAAUAGCUGUCGCUAAUUCUAAAAAUGAGAAAUAUCAUCACCGUGAUUGUAAUAGUAUUUCUGCAUACGAUAAACUAUACAACUUCUAUAAAUAUGUAAUAGCAACUGUCACCCAAGGCUACACUAUGAUUAUAAUGGCUUAUCAGUAUCGUAAAUUACACUCGAAUGAUCCAAACUUCAAUAGAAAUAAACAGCUUAUCUACUUCAAUUUGUAUAAAGAAGCUAUAAUAAAAAUAACCGAAUCGGUGCAGCAUUAUUUGGAGUUAAAUGACAACGCAAAUUUCAAAUCAUCGAUUUCUUGCGAUCCCCAACCAUGGAAAGGAGUAAAUUAUAUUCGUAUCAAAAAUUAUGUGUCAGUAAGAACACCUACGACUCCUCAUUACGGUUUCAUGCACAACGAACCUGAUAGGAGAGGAAUAGAAUACGAAUGUAAAGGUUUUGCAGAAUAUGGAGAUUGGGCUAUCCCAGAACUUAUUGCGACUAAAUAUUGUUCAAGUCCAUUCACCCCAACCUCCGAGUCUUCUGCAUAUUCAGAGUUCACAGACCAUGCAACCCGGGUUUUGGAGAGAAAAUGUGCGUUAGGUCGUUACACACCAUUAGAACAGCGUUGUUAUUCUGAUGAAAGUUCAGAUCCUAUCCUAAGUGUUCGUAAAUUGAGUUUAUUAUUACAAACAUGCAACAGUAAAAGAAAUGAAGUUGUAACAAAUACGCGAUUCCAUGUUCAAGAGGGUAUAAUUAGCAUCGAAAUUCAAUGUGGGGUGUUUAUUAACGGUCAAGUUGAUCCCAGAACUCUUAGAUGGAAUACAGAUGAUAGACGUUACACAAGAGAAAAUCAUCCAAACUAUGUUGUGCUUUCUGCAUUAUUGAGAUCGUUUAAUCUGGACGAUAUUGUAUUACCUGACGGACAAUUCGUGACAGGAAUGAAGUUCGAAAAAUUGCAAGAUAACCGUUUGUCGUUAGUACUUCAGGGAACUGAAAUGUAUGAUUCCAAUAAUCGAAUUAUCAGUGGCCAAACUAGUUUGCGUUAUCCGCAAUAUACCGGAAUUCAGAGAGAGAAAAUAGAUUUAUUCUUACUCACUACACCUUUGGAAAUAAAGAAUCAAACUUACGAAAUGAGUGAAUCGGGAAGACAUUACAUCGAAUUGACAGAAUCCAGAGAGUCAUACAAAUAUCAAAGUAUGGCAGUAGUGCCAUUUUUGGACAUGCAACCCGUUAGUUUAUUGCAUCCAGCACCACUGGGCGGGGUUGGGUUAUUUUACAAGGGUCAACCUGGCUACGCUGGAUUUUUGGCUUUCAAACAUAUUUCCCCAAAAUAUGUACAUUUCAUUAGCGGAAACUAUGCUAAUAAUCUAGAUAUUACAUCUUCAAGCAUUUAUUAGUUGAGCACUAAAAAAAUUUUCUUCUGACAACUAAAUUUUAGUUAUGACAACUAAAUAGUUUGAUUGCCCAUUGCGAAUCAUAUAUUGGUUGUUUUAACUAAAUAUUUUAUAAUCCACCAACAAAAAAAAUUAUUAGAGACUACAAAAUAUUUAGUAAAGAUAACUACACGUUAAGUAGCAAGCAUAAAGUCAAAUUGAUUACCUGUAGAGCUUAUAAAGUAGUCAUUAUGAAAUAUAUUAGUGAGCCUUAGAGAAUGAGUCAUUAAUAAUAAUUAAAUAUCAUUUUAAAAUGACAGAAUAUUUAUUGAACAAUCAAAUAAAUGCAUAUUCAGAAAAAUAAUUUAUUUUUUUGCCACAUACUUUUUUUAGUACUAUGAUAAACAUUACUCAGGAAAACAUUUAUAUUAAACAUGAAUGUCAUAGUGUAAUACGGGCUACCGCUAUAUUACUAUCAAAAAAGCAGCAAGUUACACGUCUCACAAAUGCUUUGAGUUGUGAAUAAAAUAAUUCUGCAAUAAGUUUCUUACCAGGGACACUACAAAAGGUGGGCGCGAUCUAGUGGCGAGCACCUAACUACUCCCGCCUCUGCUGCCUAGUACCAUAACUUUUUAAAUCAAUUAUCAUUAUGUUUCAAUAUAUAUUUAUUAACAUCAAACAAAUAUAUAUCUUUAUUCUAAAUGAAUAUAUUUUUUUGUGUUUAAAUAAUAUUUAUUAGAGUUAACAUAAUGAUAUUUUGCUUUGAUAUUUGAGUUUGUUAGCACCAUAAAAUGAUUUAGUUGUCUAUCAAUUAAAUAUUUUCUUAACUUUACUAAAUGAUUUUAGUAUCGUAGCAAGAGAAAUAUUAACGUCAACCAAAUAGAGUCUAUUAAAUCAUUUAUUAAAAAUCUUAAAAUAGAUUUUGUUAACGUAAUAAAAUUUAGUUGUCCCAAUUAAAUGUUAAUUUAACAGAAUUUAACAAAACCAAUUUAAUUGUCCGAAGAGAAAUUUUUUGUCAGUGUACCUAAGUUUUGUAAACACGCAGAUAAUUUUACAAUAAAAAUCAUACAGAAAGUUCGACAUUGCGAUGA
Microplitis demolitor is the source of this 3156-nucleotide messenger RNA. RefSeq lists its product as uncharacterized. Lineage: Eukaryota; Metazoa; Arthropoda; Insecta; Hymenoptera; Braconidae. Bases 125 to 2089 code for a protein of 654 amino acids. The transcript is spliced from 8 exons. The record is from RefSeq and is a predicted model, not a curated record.